AUGGGCCUGGGGGCAGCCAGCAGCGCAGGGAGCUGGGCCCACCAGCGUCCCCCACCCCCGGCCCCCGAGCUGGACCGCACACCUUGGGACACGGUUUUCCACUUCCUCAGGACGAGCCCUAGACUGGAGGACAGGUCCGAGGAGUCCCCCGUCGGGGGUCAGGCGGAAGGGAAAAAGGGAAAGGUGAGCGAAAAGGUGAGCGUUGGACUCUUCGCCAGGACCCCGGCGGCGGGCCACAAGCCGCACGUCAAGCGGCCCAUGAACGCCUUCAUGGUGUGGGCGCAGGCGGCGCGCAGGAAGCUGGCCGACCAGUACCCGCACCUGCACAACGCCGAGCUCAGCAAGACGCUGGGCAAGCUCUGGAGGCUGCUGAACGAGAGCGACAAGCGCCCCUUCAUUGAGGAGGCCGAGCGGCUGCGGAUGCAGCACAAGAAGGACCACCCAGACUACAAGUACCAGCCGCGGAGACGGAAGAAUGGGAAGGCGGCCCAGGGAGAGUCGGAGUGCCCAGGCGGGGAGGCUGAGCAGGGCGGGGCGGCCGCCAUUCAGGCCCACUACAAAAGCGCCCACCUGGACCACCGGCACCCGGGCGAGGGCUCCCCGAUGUCAGACGGAAACCCUGAGCACCCCUCGGGCCAGAGCCAUGGCCCACCCACCCCUCCGACCACCCCAAAGACAGAGCUGCAGUCGGGCAAGGCAGACCCCAAGCGGGAUGGGCGCUCCCUGGGGGAGGGCGGGAAGCCUCACAUCGACUUCGGCAACGUGGACAUCGGUGAGAUCAGCCAUGAGGUAAUGUCCAACAUGGAGACCUUCGACGUGGCCGAGUUGGACCAGUACCUGCCGCCCAACGGGCACCCGGGCCACGUGGGCAGCUACUCGGCAGCUGGCUACGGGCUGGGCAGUGCCCUGGCUGUGGCCAGUGGACACUCUGCCUGGAUCUCCAAGCCUCCAGGCGUGGCUCUGCCCACUGUCUCGCCGCCUGGCGUGGACGCCAAAGCUCAGGUGAAGACGGAGACCGCGGGGCCCCAGGGACCCCCGCACUAUACCGACCAGCCGUCCACCUCGCAGAUCGCCUACACCUCCCUCAGCCUGCCCCACUACGGCUCCGCCUUCCCCUCCAUCUCCCGCCCCCAGUUUGACUACUCUGACCAUCAGCCCUCAGGACCCUAUUACGGCCACUCGGGCCAGACCUCUGGCCUCUACUCGGCCUUCUCCUACAUGGGGCCCUCGCAGCGGCCCCUCUACACGGCCAUCUCUGACCCCAGCCCCUCGGGGCCCCAGUCCCACAGUCCCACACACUGGGAGCAGCCGGUAUAUACGACGCUGUCCCGGCCAUAGAAGGGGGCCCCACACCCCUGUCACCUCCCGUCUCGCCCUGCCCUUUCCCCCAGCCCUCGCGCCCUCUUCCUCGCCCAUCUCAGGCCCGGUGGCGGCAGAGGAGGCUGCAGAGGCUGACAGCUGAGGGGAAGGCCUUCUGUCUGGCUCACUGCCUUUGAUGACCCCACCCCGUCCUACCCAGGCUCCGGCCCAGGCACAGCCCUGGGCUACUCGGCUGGGCAGAGGAGAAGGAGGUAGCUUGUUGCCCCUAAACCGAAAAAUGAGGGGCUGUACCUUCCCCCCCAGGAAUGACCCUCGAUCCCAGGAUCUGAGCAGGCCCCGCCUACCCUCCUCUGGGAGGGUGAAGCACCCAGGGUCGGUCGGAUGGGAAUCAGAGGCCUGACCACCCCUGUCCUGUGUUUCCUCUUCUGCGAGGAAUAGGGGGUCUGACCUAACCCGUGAAGCCAGGCCACGUGUCUGAAGAGCAGGGCCAACCAGAAACCUGCGUCAGGGACUGCGGCGGGCUCCGUCUGCCCCUCGGUGGGCUGAGAACAGCUUUGAAACGCCUCGAAGGAGUGGGGGUGGGAUGGGGUCUCAGAGGGAGGUCUCCUCAACCCUUCAGUGCCCCCCUCCCCUCCUGAACACAGGAAGGAAUUGGCACAGAGGCCCUCAGAUCCAUUUCGGUGCCAGUAACCUCGUUCUUUGUCUGAUGGAGCAAAGGGCCAGGUCCCACUCCAGGACAACCUCCCGACUUUGAGGCACACCCAGGACGUGAGCAGGCCGGGACCCCAGGAAAGGAUUCGGAGACAAUUCACAGAGCCUUCCUCCCGGCUCCCACCAGCCCCCCGCCCCCCAACCUCACCAGGCUCUGUGGUCCUUGAGCUCUCAGCCCCAACUCCUUGGGCUUCCCAGAGAGUUAGAGCUGCUCAGGCCCAAACCCUCGGCUCCAAGGGGAGACCCAGGGCCCAGCACCCUGGUUGCUGGCAGCAGGCUGAAGACACUAAACUCCUGACAUGUACAUGCUGCCCUGGCCUUUUGCCCUUUGCCUCCCAGUGGUAUUCGAAUAAAGUAUGUAGCUCUCUUCUGCCCCCAUUUUCCUAUUCUGCAGCCCUCCACCCCCAAGUCCACAUGUAACUCAUUACUGCCCCCCCCUUAUUUAUCUCAGUAGCUCCCUCUAUCCCCCUCCCCUCUGCUAGGUACUCCAGCCCCUAUUAACUCUGCAUUAAACAUUCCACAUAAUAAAAUUAAAGGUUCCGGUUACCUGCUUGGUGGGCCUGACCUGGUCUCUUAUCCCUG
This is a messenger RNA of Odocoileus virginianus texanus, 2613 nucleotides long. The record is from RefSeq and is a predicted model, not a curated record. Lineage: Eukaryota; Metazoa; Chordata; Mammalia; Artiodactyla; Cervidae.